AACUUUGCUUCUGUUCCCUACCAGCAAGCAGUGUGCGCCCCGAGUCGCGUGUCCUUCCUCACUGGGAGGAGGCCCGACACUACCCGCCUCUAUGACUUCAACUCCUACUGGAGGGUGCAUGCUGGAAACUUCUCCACUAUCCCCCAGUACUUCAAGGAGAAUGGCUAUGUGACCAUGUCGGUUGGAAAAGUCUUUCACCCUGGAAUAUCUUCCAACCACAGUGAUGAUUCUCCGUAUAGCUGGUCCAUUCCACCUUACCAUCCCUCCUCCGAGAAGUACGAAAACACCAAGACCUGUAGGGGGCAAGACGGAGAACUCCAUGCCAACCUGGUUUGUCCCGUGGAUGUGGCGGAUGUGCCUGAGGGCACGUUGCCUGACAAACAGAGCACCGAGCGAGCCAUCUAUUUGUUGGAAAAGAUGAAAAUGUCGGCCAGGCCUUUCUUCCUGGCUGUUGGGUACCAUAAGCCACACAUCCCGUUCAGAUACCCUAAGGAGUUUCAGAAGCUGUAUCCCUUGGAGAACAUCACCCUGGCCCCCGACCCCCAGGUGCCUGCUGGCCUCCCCCCUGUGGCCUACAACCCCUGGAUGGACGUCAGGCAGCGGGAGGACGUGCAAGCCUUGAAUGUCAGUGUGCCCUAUGACCCCAUUCCUGCGGACUUUCAGCGGAAAAUCCGCCAGAGCUACUUUGCCUCCGUCUCGUAUUUGGAUACGCAGGUCGGCCACCUUUUGAGUGCUUUGGAUGAUCUUCACCUGGCCAGCAGCACGAUCAUUGCAUUUACAUCCGAUCAUGGGUGGUCUCUUGGUGAGCAUGGAGAAUGGGCCAAAUACAGCAACUUUGAUGUCACUACUCGCGUGCCCCUGAUGUUCUAUGUUCCCGGAAGGACGGCUUUGCUUCCAGAGGCAGGCGAAAAGCUUUUUCCUUACAUCGACCCUUUUGAUUCCAUCUCAGAAUUGAUGGAGCCAGGCAGGCAAGCCGAGGAAGUCGUGGAACUUGUGUCUCUCUUUCCCACGCUCGCUGGACUGGCGGGGCUGCAGGUUCCACCCCGCUGUCCCGUUCCCUCCUUUCACGUGGAGCUGUGCAGAGAAGGCCAGAACCUUCUGAAGCAUUUUCAGCUCCCUGACUUGGAGGAGGACUCGGACCUCCGUGGUAAUCCCCGUAAGUCCAUUGCCUACAGCCAGUACCCUCGGCCUGCAGACACCCCUCAGUGGAAUUCUGACAAGCCAAGUUUAAAAGAUAUAAAGAUCAUGGGCUAUUCUAUCCGUACGGUAGACUAUAGGUAUACUGUGUGGGUUGGCUUCAGUCCUGAAGAGUUUCUGGCUAACUUUUCAGACGUCCAUGCAGGGGAGCUCUAUUUUGUAGAUUCAGACCCAUUACAGGAUCGUAAUGUGUAUAACGACUCCCAAGGUGGAGAACUCCCCCCAUUGUGGAUGCCUUGAAUUUUGCUAGCCACAUAGGGCAGGUGUUAUGUGUUGGUGAAACGAGGCCUUAGAGCUGGUUAUUUCAUGAUCACCCCUAAUGGAGACAACCCAAGAGGAGGGCAGUCAAAAUACGCACCAACAAUUUGGCCUAAGAGUUUGUUACAGGCAAACCUUUCAGUUUAGUCUUCAUUAAUUUAAAAUUGAAUGAAUAAGUGCUAAGUUAAACUUAAAAUUAUGCCAUACCUUUAGAUAUCAUUGAAACGUUAGGUAAUUUUCAGUACCCCAGGAUGUAGUUGUGUUUUCCCUAAAUGUAAAAAAUAAUCAGCAAGGCAGGUGGUAGUAAUGAGCUUACUCUGUCAUCAUUUACAAAAGGGAUGGACUAUUUACAACUAAUAUUUACAAACAUGUUGCAGCUGAUUAGGAAGCGGAAUUAGCCACACUUCUUAAAUAACAGCUAAUGAAGUCCUGUACUGAAAUCAGAAUCAUUUUUAGUAAAUCUUUUCUUUCAAGUGCUUCAGUGUUUCACAGUAAGGUUUGUGAAACAAAUAUAGUGAAUGACAUUGUGACUGUAGUGGGUUAAAUUAUAACCAAAAGGGCACGAUAGUAUAUUAAAAGAUGACUUCAAAUCAGUAAAGUUUCAAAGACAGAUACUGUUUUUGUUUUGUUUACUAGUUAGCCCACCGUCGAGGCACAUGUGGUAACAAAAGGCCCUUUGAGCAGUUACGUGUCCGGCAGCAGCCUUUUCUACUUGAGCGAGGGGCCCGGUUCAUCCCUUCUGGUCCUGAAGCUCGCCUCUCUUCUGGAAGCCUUGGCUUUCGUAGACAGUUUCCCUGUUUCUUCUUUGUCAUUCUACAUUCCGUUUACUGCUCUCCUCACUUCCACUUUGAUUUUUACGAUUCAGUCUGUAAAUUCCUCACAACAUAUUUUCAGUGUAUUUAGCUUUGUCUCUUCCUCCGCAGUUGUUUGUUGCUCCUGGGUGACUCCAGUACGCACACUUCAUCUGUUUUUUUCUCGCUUGAUUUCUGGAAGCAUAGUUUUAGUGUCACAGCCCUCCAGAUUCUGGUCUUGAUGAAGUUGUAAGCUGAGCUGUGCUGGGAGAGAGUGAAGGGAUGCUUUCCUCCAGCUGCAUCUUCUUGUUCACUGUGUGACUGAAGCCAC
Molecule: messenger RNA, 2577 nt
Organism: Trichechus manatus latirostris (Florida manatee)
Lineage: Eukaryota; Metazoa; Chordata; Mammalia; Sirenia; Trichechidae
Gene: IDS
Product: iduronate 2-sulfatase
Exons: 7
Coding region: 175-1437 (420 amino acids)
Cellular component (GO): cytoplasm
Molecular function (GO): iduronate-2-sulfatase activity
Source: RefSeq, a predicted model, not a curated record